Neopsephotus bourkii (Bourke's parrot) is the source of this 989-nucleotide messenger RNA. Its product is annotated as maestro heat-like repeat-containing protein family member 7. The coding region runs from base 39 to 842 and encodes 267 amino acids. Gene Ontology annotation, molecular function: protein binding. The record is from RefSeq and is a predicted model, not a curated record. Gene Ontology annotation, cellular component: cytoplasm. Lineage: Eukaryota; Metazoa; Chordata; Aves; Psittaciformes; Psittacidae. The transcript has 7 exons.
GUUCGGUGCUGUGCAAGGUAGCGGUCACAAGCCUCGCCAUGCUGUCUGAGAAACCUGAGCAGGCAAAGGCUAUGUCUCUGGAAGGCCUGCUGCCAGCCGUUGUGCAGCAACUGCAAGAUGAUGACUGCGACAUCGUGAAGGCAGCCCUGACUGUCCUCAGCAACGUGCUCUGCGUGGCAGACAGGCAGACGGCUGGCCCCAUUGCUCUGCAGCUGCUCGAAAUGCUCCUGCCACUCUUUGAAAAUGCGAGCAGCUGCGUGCGAAAGCAGUCCAUCCUCCUCAGCAGAGAUGUGAUGAGGCUUCCGUUCAAGUCUCACAAAAAGCAGAUGAGGAAGGAUGUGCAGAGAAGCCUCCUGCCCUUUUUCUUCCACCUGCAUGACCGUGACUCAAGUGUGGCUCAGGCCUCCAAGGAAGCUGUCGUUCAAGCUGCCAAGUUCCUGAGGUGGCAGCAGCUCCAGCAGUUGCUGCAGACAGAGCAGAUAUGGAGGGCUGGCAAGUGCAUGCUGAAGAGAAGCAGAAGCAGAUUGGAGGAGUACCUGCACCAGAGCCUGCUGUACCUGCAGAGCCCACAGGAGCCCUUGCGUGAGGUGGCUGUCAGGUUCAUUGGGCUCGCUGGGCUGCAGCUGAAGGAUGGGUGCAAGGAGAAGAUCCUGGUCAUCAAUGAGGCCCUUCAAAACAUGGAGAGUGACAGCAGCCCCUUGGUCUCUUCCCUGGCGUUUGAAAUGAAGCAGAUGCUGUAUGAUGCCUGUGAAGAACCUUCUGCCAGUUCCUUCCUGCCGGCACUGUGGCGCUGCCUCCGGAGGGCAGGGAGGAGGAGGAGGAUCCCUAGCCAGCUGCUCUGAUCCAGGGCACUGAAGUGAAAGAGCUUCCUAGGAGAUUCUUCCUCCAAGUGCAAGGAAACAGCAACAGAUUGUUUUCCGUUGACACUUUUUAUUAUGUCAACAUAAUUUUUGAAAGAAAAUUUUUAUGAUAUUUUCUAUUGAAAUCUC